Brugia pahangi is the source of this 1215-nucleotide messenger RNA. Lineage: Eukaryota; Metazoa; Nematoda; Chromadorea; Rhabditida; Onchocercidae. The record is from the annotation of a GenBank genome assembly.
AUGCAGCUGUAUUUGCUGUUAGGACUUGUUUGCUUUUCGGCAGUCAGUGCUAAAAUAUAUUUCAAAGAAGAGUUUUCGGAUGAUGACUGGGAAAAAAGAUGGAUAAAAUCAAAACAUAAGGAUGAUUUCGGCAAAUGGGAAAUAUCGCAUGGAAAAUUUUACGGUGACGCUGUGAAAGACAGAGGUCUUAAGACUGCGCAGGAUGCAAAGUUUUAUUCGAUUGGUGCAAAAUUUGAGAAGGGUUUUUCAAACAAGGGUAAAUCACUGGUUGUCCAAUUUAGCGUUAAGCACGAACAAGACAUCGAUUGUGGCGGUGGCUACAUUAAGCUGAUGGCAUCAGAUGUAAACCUAGAAGAUUUCCAUGGCGAAACUCCUUAUCAUAUUAUGUUCGGUCCGGACAUUUGUGGACCUGGAACAAAGAAAGUUCAUGUCAUAUUCCAUUACAAGGGUAGGAAUCACAUGAUCAAGAAAGACAUCCGAUGCAAGGAUGACGUCUUCACUCAUCUUUACACAUUGAUUGUGAAUUCUGAUAACACUUACGAAGUACAAAUUAAUGGCGAAAAGGUUGAGUCUGGUGAGCUGGAAGCCGAUUGGGACUUUCUUCCUCCGAAGAAGAUUAAGGAUCCGGACGCAAAGAAACCGGAAGAUUGGGAUGAGCGAGAAUAUAUUGAUGACGAGGAUGACAAGAAACCCGAAGACUGGGACAAGCCGGAACAUAUUCCUGAUCCGGACGCCAAAAAACCGGAGGACUGGGAUGAUGAAAUGGAUGGAGAGUGGGAACCACCAAUGGUUGAUAAUCCGGAAUAUAAAGGAGAAUGGAAGCCGAAGCAGAAGAAAAAUCCUGCAUACAAGGGCAAAUGGAUUCAUCCGGAAAUCGAUAAUCCAGACUACACCCCAGAUGAUGAUUUGUACUUUUAUGGGGAUAUUGGAGCAAUUGGCUUUGAUUUGUGGCAAGUAAAAUCAGGAACCAUUUUCGAUGACGUCAUUGUAACAGACAGUGUGGAAGAAGCCAAGAAGUUUGGUGAAAAAACAUUGAAAAAAACUAAGGAAGGUGAGAAGAAGAUGAAAGAAAAGCAAGAUGAAGAGGAAGAGAAGAAGAGAAAGGAAGAAGAAGAGAAAAACAAAGAAGAAGAAAAAGAAGAGGAAGAUAAGGAAGAAGAAGAAAAGGAAGAAGACGAAAAGAAAAAAGAUGAUGAAACACACGAAGAGCUGUAA